AUGUCACACCAUGCAGUCCUGAAGAGAGACAGUGCGACGACGAAAUUGAGGGUCGUUUUUAAUGCCUCAGCCUCCUCGUCCAACGGAUUUUCCAUCAACGAUCAUCAUAUGAUCGGUCCUAAGCUCCAAGCAAAUAUCGUAUCGAUAGUGCUGCGGUGGCGCUUGUAUCGCGUCGUGUUGUAUCGCGUCGUGUUCUGUGCCGACAUUGCGCAAAUGUAUCGGCAGAUUCUCGUCCACCCCGCUAAUAGACGAUAUCAGCUGAUUCUUUGGCGUCGCGAUCCGACGGAGAAAAUUAAGACGUUCGAGCUGACGACCGUAACGUUCGGUACCGCUUCCGCGCCGUUUCUGGCACAACGCGUGGUUUGCCAGCUUGCAACGGAUGAAAGAGACCGGUUUCCGUUAGCGCUAUCCGUUCUAAAUAACGAGAUCUACGUAGACGACGUUAUGUCAGGCGGAGACUCUUUCGACUCUGCUUUCGAAAGGCGUAAUCAAGUUCGCGACUGCCUCGCAACAGCCCACCUUGAUUUGCGUAAGUGGGCAAGCAAUGACCUUCGACUUUUACGUGAUACCGAUCCGGAUCACGGGUUAGCAAGCGAUCGAUUGUUCCAGGACGACGGCGAGCUGAAAGUGCUCGGCCUCCGCUGGUGUCCUAAGGAAGACCACUUCCGAGUAAUUACGCACUCUUCUUUUGUUACGAGCGCGACUAAGCGUUCUAUACUUUCGGUGGUUGCACGCUUCUUUGAUCUGAUCGGCUUCCUUACGCCCGUUCUUAUUGUACCAAAAAUGUUGCUCCAAGAGUAUUGGAAGCACAAUUUCGACUGGGACGAUCUCCCGUCGGACGCGCUGGCUGGAAAAUGGUCGGCAUUUCUCUCACAAAUUCCGCGUCUAGAAGAGAUUGUCAUACUGCGCUGGAUAUGA
Messenger RNA from Solenopsis invicta (red fire ant), 918 nucleotides. RefSeq lists its product as uncharacterized. Lineage: Eukaryota; Metazoa; Arthropoda; Insecta; Hymenoptera; Formicidae. The record is from RefSeq and is a predicted model, not a curated record. The transcript has a single exon. The coding region runs from base 1 to 918 and encodes 305 amino acids.